AUGGAAGAAGAAACUAAAGUCUCCGAAGUCCCCGCAUCAACAGUGUUUGUUCCCCCAUCCGUUCAAGACCAUGGCGAUGCAUUGUUAUCUGGGAGAAGUUAUGUGCACUACAGCUCCGUGCCAGAAGCAAUAACGACCAACAGCGAGUCUGGGUUGGGAACGCCUUGCGUCCUGGGUGUCGACGAAGCCGGCCGUGGGCCUGUGAUCGGUCCUAUGAUCUACGGAGUAUACUAUCUUCCCAUCGAACUGGAGCAGUCAUUAUUAGCGACAACAUAUCAUUUCGACGAUUCCAAAGUGCUCACUCCAGCCGUUCGAGCCAAUCUCAUGAAGGCGGUCUGUCAAUCAGACACAGACCUGUACAGGACGUCUGGUUGGGCUAUAAAGUCACUCAGCGCCCAGGACAUUGGCGCCGGAAUGAUGAAAAACGGAGGCUCCUACAACCUCAACGCGCAAGCCAUGGAUGCGACGAUCGACCUGAUCAGGGGUGUGAUUGAUCGAGGCGUCAAUGUCAGCGAGAUCUACGUCGACACCAUUGGCAAACCCGCGAUAUACCAGAAGAAGCUCCAGUUGAUUUUCCCAACCAUCAAGAUAACAGUCGAGAAAAAGGCCGACAGCCUCUUCCCUUGCGUGAGCGCGGCGAGUGUCGUAGCUAAGGUGACCAGAGACGUCAGCUGCGAGACCCUUCUCGAGGCGUAUAUUCGCUCUGUUGGGCCCUCUUCGGACGGCGAGGAAAUCACAUGGGGGUCCGGUUAUCCUUCGGACGCAAGGUGUGUGAGCUGGAUGAAAGCCGCAAUCGACCCUGUGUGGGGGUUCGGGAACGAAUGCAGGUUCAGCUGGGGUACAGUCAAGGAUAUGCUCGAGCAGAAGGGUGGAGUAGCGAAAAGGACAGACUGGCCGGAGGACGACGAUGGUGACAACAUGCGGCUUUCACACUACUUUGGUGCCGAAGAGGGGUCUGGCCCCCAGACGGAGGCAGAUGAAUUGCGGACAUGGUUUGGCACUGGCGUCGGACAGAAAGCGUUUUGA
Molecule: messenger RNA, 1026 nt
Organism: Exophiala spinifera
Lineage: Eukaryota; Fungi; Ascomycota; Eurotiomycetes; Chaetothyriales; Herpotrichiellaceae
Product: ribonuclease HII
Exons: 1
Coding region: 1-1026 (341 amino acids)
Biological process (GO): mismatch repair; DNA replication, removal of RNA primer
Cellular component (GO): ribonuclease H2 complex
Molecular function (GO): RNA-DNA hybrid ribonuclease activity; RNA binding
Source: RefSeq, a predicted model, not a curated record